GGUGUAUAAAUAUGCGGCGCAUGCGCAGGACGCGUGUUUGCGGCCAUGCAGGUGGUGCAGGUGUUGUGGACGCUGUGGACGCUGAGCAUCGCGGCCUGGACGCGCUCUGAACUUCUCUCAGAUGGGAGUGUGAGCGCUCAGGAGCCUCUGCGCUGUAGGUUCGGCUCCGUUCCGUGUAAAGAUGGCAGAGCGUGUGUGCUUCACCUCCAUGUGUGUGAUGGAGAGGUAGACUGUGCUGAUGGCUCUGAUGAAAGCGACUGUUCCUCAGAUUGCAGUGUGGGUAUGUUCCAGUGUGCUCAUGGUAAGAUGUGUAUUGAGAAGAAGCAGUUGUGUGAUGGAGUGGUCCAGUGCCAGGACAGAUCAGAUGAAGUAGGCUGCUUUAACCCGGACGAGGGCUGUUUUCACCGCUGUGAUAAAACACGCUGUGUUUCUAACUCCUUCAUGUGUGAUGGAGAAGCAGACUGUGAGGAUGGCAGCGAUGAAGCUGAUUGUGGUGAUGGGAGCUGCAGCAGUGCAGAAUUCCAGUGCAGCAGCGGUCAGUGUGUGUCCACCAGCAUGCGAUGUGACGGUUACCCAGACUGUCAGGAUCACUCUGAUGAGGACGGGUGUGUCUCCCAGCUGGACUGUGCUGCUGAUCAGCAUCGCUGUCUCAACAAGCAGCAGUGUGUGCUGAAGGAGUGGGUCUGUGAUGGAGACAACGACUGCAAGGACAUGUCAGAUGAACAGAACUGUACAGAGCCUGCAGUGCAGUGUGGAGAGUUUCAGUGGCCAUGUGCGUCUCGUACUCAGUGUGUUCCUCAGAGCUGGCGCUGUGACGCCACCAAAGACUGCAGAGACCAGAGUGAUGAAUCAGGAUGUAAGCUGGAGUCCUGUCCUCCUGAUCAGUACCAGUGUGAUAGUUUGGAGUGUGUGGACCCGUUGCUCCUCUGUAAUGGUAAAGCUGACUGUGAAGAUGAAUCAGAUGAGGGAGGAGCCUGUAAGAGCGCCACAUGUUCUGACCAGUCACGAUGUGCACACGACUGCUACAUCACACCUAAAGGAACUCGUUGCCUGUGCAGGAAAGGGUACGAGCCAGUAGAUGGAGGUGUGGAGUGUGUGGAUGUAGACGAGUGUGUGAAGACUCCAGAUGUGUGUGAUCACGCCUGUAAGAACUCGGACGGCUCGUACGACUGCUCCUGUAACCAGGGUUACGUCCUGGAGCCUGACAGACGCACCUGUACGCUUACAGGAGAGCUGAACCUGUUAGUCUCUAUACAGUCAGAUGUCUUCCUCUUCAGUCUUGGGAGCUCCAGCCUGGAGGUUCUCUCCUCUGAAACUCAGCCCGUGCUCUCCGUGGAUUACGAGUGGAAGGAGCAGAAGGUGUACUGGAUCAACUCUGAAGCCGAGUCUGUGAUGUGGACUACGCUGGACCAGAAGAACAGAGGAACGCUAAUCCGAGGUAUCAGGACUGAGUGUGUAGCAGUGGAUUGGGUGGCUCAGAACCUGUACUGGACCGACAGAGCAGAAGGUCAGAUCAAUGCUGUGAGGUUGGACGCUUCUAAGCCGGAGCCUGUGGUUAUUGUGGACAAUGAUGUAGACGAGCUGCGAUCGUUAGCUGUGCUGCCUCAGAAGGGGGUGAUGUUCUGGUCAGAAACGGGACCUGAGGCUCAGAUCGAGAGAGCAGGGAUGGAUGGAUCAAACAGAAGAGUGUUGGUGAGUCGCCCUGUGCUCUGGCCAGUGGGUUUAGCAGUGGAUCUGCUUCAGAACCGACUCUACUGGACUGAUGAGAAACUGCACUGUAUCGGAUCAGCCACACUGGAUGGAGAUGAUGUUAAGAUCCUGCAGCUGAUGAAGACUCUGAGUCCGUUCUCCAUAUCAGUGUUUGGAGAUUUGGUUUACUGGUCUGACACUCGAAGGGGGACCAUCCAGAAAGCUCAGAAGACGACCGGAAAGCAGCAACUGGUGCUGCUCAAACGGCUCGGCCAACCGUUCAGUAUCAAGGUGAUUCAUGCAUUACUGCAGCCGAGUGUGGAGAACCCGUGUGUGUUACAGAGAUGUUCUCACCUGUGUGUCCUCGCACCUGCACUGAAGGCAGUGUGUAAAUGUCCGUCUCCACUCCUGCUGGAUAGUGAUGGACAAACGUGUUCCAAACCAGAUGAUGAUGUUUCCUUUCUUCUGUUCAUGUCCCCUAAAUCAAUCUCUCAGGUGUAUGUAGACAGCAGGAAGUCUGGCAUUGGUCUUCAUGACUGGCCGGAGCAUCUGAGCUUUGAUCUCCCUGAAGCCAGAAGAGCCUCAGCGUUUGACCUGGUUCUGAACGAGCGGACUCUGUACGUCUGGGACUCGGCUGCCAGUUCUGUGGGUGUGUUUAAAAUGGAGAAGGCAUCAGUAAGGUGGUGUGAGACCCUGUUUAAGCUGAGGUGGGGCUCCAUAGCGGUGCUGGCGGUCGAUUUCAGCACGCUGAAUGUGUUCUGGAGUUCCAGAGAGCAACCUGGAGUGUACGUGACGUCAGAACAUGGAACACACACGGCCCUGAUCGUUGACCGAGGCACGGUGCGCUCCAUGGCGCUGCACCCUCAGACAGGCCGACUGUGCUUCACCAAUGCUGAGCUGCAGGGAGCAGGAACACGUCUGGAGUGCACCUACAUGGACGGAAGGAACCACACGAUGGUUUGGGAUGGAGCUGUUAAUCCAGUCUCUCUGAGCUUCUCGAGCGAUGGGAACAGGCUUUACUGGGCUGACACUAGUCUGGGUCUCAUCAGCUCCGUUAGAAUCGAUGGAUCUGAACUCAAAGUAUUAAGGAGUGAGGAACCUGUAGUGGCCUUCACUUUAGCCAACAAUGUCCUCGUCUGGAUCACAAAGACCGAUUCCACCAAGUGCUGGUUCAGUGAGGAUCAUCAGACAGCAGACAUGUGGUUUACAGUGAAGAAGGAAGUGCUGGACAUCAAGGCUUUCAGUCAGAACGGCACUAAUUUGUGCUCCAGUGGAAAUGGAGGGUGCAGUCAGCUGUGCUUGGCGUUCCCUGGUGGAAGGACCUGCCGCUGUGGGCGGGGUUUCCUGCCCACCAAUGAGACCGGCUGCGUCCCCGACUCGCGAUGCCCAUCGGGCACUAAGCCGUGUCUUCGUGGAGAGCAGUGUGUACCCCUGGAGCAGGUCUGUGAUGGUGAUCCGGACUGUGCUGAUGACUCCGAUGAGAUCUGUGUCCACGAUGAAGCUGAAGGUGUCAAACCAAAAGUUCAUCCCAGCUCUAUAUCUCUACUUCCACCAAGACCAGGAGCUUCUGAUGACCCUGGUUUAGAAAAGAACAUUGACUCCAGUGGUGGUCUGUCUCCAAAAUCCACUCCUCUGUAUGUUCCUGGUGUAGUGAACACUUCUAAAUCUCCUAAGCCUGACGUGAACGACAUUAAGGUGGAAAGUGUGGACUCGGAGUCGUGUGGGACGAGGAUGUGUAACGGGAAAGGAGAGUGUGUGCUGUUGGAUGGACAGAUGACGUGCGAGUGUGAGUUGGGGUACAGAGGAGACCACUGCGAGUAUGAGGUUGGAGGGAUGAUUCAGGGGCCGGUGAUCUACGCCACUGUGGGACUGGCUGUCGGGGUCCUCGUCCUCGGGGUGAUCGUGGGGAUCAUUCAGAAAAACAAAGCUGCAAAUCGCAGGCAGGCCCGGCCCAUCGUGAGGGAGACGAGUAUGAGGGAGCUGUCGAACAGAACCGAGACCACGUCCACGCAACACAACACCAAAUCCACAGAUCCAGAGAACCCGGAGGUCCGCUGAAGAUCGAGACGCGGCGAUUAUUCGACUGCUGUGUUUGUGUUUUAGCCUAGCGCUGAUUUCCUCUCCACCACAGGGGUUUAGAUCAUGUGCAGCUUCCUGUGCAGCCUCUUGCUAUGAAAUAAAGUUGCUGCUGUUUGA
Molecule: messenger RNA, 3885 nt
Organism: Silurus meridionalis
Lineage: Eukaryota; Metazoa; Chordata; Actinopteri; Siluriformes; Siluridae
Gene: lrp13a
Product: low-density lipoprotein receptor related-protein 13
Exons: 18
Coding region: 46-3747 (1233 amino acids)
Molecular function (GO): calcium ion binding; protein binding
Source: RefSeq, a predicted model, not a curated record